AUGCUUCCUGAUGAGGACCAAGCGACCAGUCCAGACACCACGGACAGCGACCAUGAAAACAGGUUACGCAGGAAAGCGUGCGUGGCUCUUCUGUUGUUCACUUUGUUCAUUUUUGGUACUAUGAUGGGCCUACGAACCCUCAAACCCACCGAUGGCUUCUCGGAUCUUGCUCCAGGAAUGGAGUUGAUGCCUUUGGUUGGAGAGCGAAUAGACCAGAGACCCAAUCAGGUAGUUGAAUCAGCAGGUCAAAACCACACUGCUGGGGGCAGUGACACCAAGAUAGUGUUUUCCAGCUCUGGUCCCGACCACAGCAUAUUUUAUGACAUUCACAUCUUCUAUUAUUUAUGGUAUGGCUCGCCACAGAUGGACAGUAGUUAUAUACACUGGGACCAUGUACUUGUACCACACUGGGACCCCAAAAUAGCUGCCAGUCACCCAAAUGGACGACACAAUCCUCCAGAUGACAUUGCGUCCAGUUAUUACCCUGAACUGGGACCCUACAGCUCCAGAGAUCCAGAUGUCAUUGAAUCCCACAUGGCACAAAUCGAAGCGGCGGCUGCAGGUGUGUUGGUCCUGUCCUGGUACCCUCCUGGUGUGGCAGAUGAACAUGGCAAACCCACUGAGGAUGUAGUGCCAGCUGUAAUGGAUGCUGCCCAUAGACACAGUAUCAAGGUUGCGUUUCACCUGCAGCCCUACAAAGGCCGGACAGAGCUCAGUGUGCACGACAACAUCAAAUACAUCAUUGACAAAUACGGGACACACAGGGCUUUCUACAGGUUCAAGUCCAGCACUGGGAAGAUCCUUCCGCUCUUUUAUGUGUACGACUCCUACCUUACCCCACCGGAGGCCUGGGCUGAGCUGCUGACUGUCAGAGGCUCUCUCAGUCUGCGAGGAACUCCUUACGAUGGCAUCUUCAUCGCUCUCAUAGUGGAAGAGCGUCACAAGCAGGACAUCCUGGCUGGUGGGUUCGACGGCAUGUACACCUACUUUGCUUCUAAUGGCUUUUCCUUUGGAUCGUCUCACCAGAACUGGAAAGCGAUCAAAGCAUUUUGCGACAAGAACAACUUGCUGUUUGUGCCUAGUGCUGGACCUGGUUAUAUGGACACCGCCGUCCGGCCGUGGAACAACCACAACACACGCAACCGAGUGAAUGGACGAUAUUACGAGACCUCUUUGCAGGCAGCGAUGUCCGUAAGGCCUGAUAUCAUCACAGUAACGUCAUUUAAUGAGUGGCAUGAAGGAACUCAGAUUGAGAGGGCCGUGCCUAAGAAGACUGUGGCCCGUCUGUAUUUGGACUACAAACCCCAUCAGCCAGACCACUAUCUAGAGCUCACCAGGAAGUGGGCAGAACAUUUCAGUAAGGAGAAAGAGCAGUGGCUUAUGUGAUUCGACCUCGUCACGUCUUACCAUUGUUGAGUUUUGGGUUUAGAAUGUUUUCAUAUGUUACUGACGUUAUCAAUGUUACAGAUUACUGUCUUUCAAUUUAUGCAUACAUUUUAAAGGCAGCUAAGUAAUUAGCAAGGACAAGACACCUUCUUUCUCUCUUACUUGGCCUGUUGAUAAACAGUUGAUUUACUGUUGCAGACAGAUUACUUUGAAGAAUCUU
Molecule: messenger RNA, 1606 nt
Organism: Cyprinus carpio (common carp)
Lineage: Eukaryota; Metazoa; Chordata; Actinopteri; Cypriniformes; Cyprinidae
Product: glycoprotein endo-alpha-1,2-mannosidase-like protein
Exons: 5
Coding region: 1-1386 (461 amino acids)
Cellular component (GO): Golgi apparatus
Molecular function (GO): alpha-mannosidase activity
Source: RefSeq, a predicted model, not a curated record